UUCAUCGACAGCCGAGCCUAUGGAUCGGCUUCUGCGGCUCAGCUUCAGUAUGAUUACGACUACGAAGAGUACUCGGACGACUCGGAGGGAUCGAUUCCAGGAAGAGGAGUGCAGUGGGUGAUCAUGGGGGAUCCACUGGCGAAGAAACAGGUUUAUGCUGAGAGGCUCUCGAAGCUUCUUCGAGUCCCUCACAUUUCUAUGGGCUCGCUUGUUCGCCAAGAGCUACACCCUCAGUCUUCUCUCUACAAACAGAUUUCAAAUGCUGUGAACCAACGGAAGCUUGUUCCAGAAGAUAUAAUUUUCGGUCUGUUGUCCAAGAGGUUGGAAGAAGGAUACUCCAAGGGUGAAACUGGGUUUAUUCUGGAUGGAAUUCCUCGUACAAGAAUGCAAGCUGAGAUCCUUGACCGAAUUGCUGAUAUUGAUUUAGUUGUGAAUUUCAAAUGCUCAGAGGAGUGCUUGUUGAAGCAUGUGAGAAAUGGAAUAUAUUCUACUGGUCAAGAAUUUCUGAGCAUGGGAUCUUCCGGUGCUGAUGUGCAAGGUGCUUGGAAAGAGAAACUUUGUAUUCAUGCAGAGCAGAGCAAACCAUUGGUAGACUACUACAGAAAACAGAAGAAGCUUCUUGACUUUCAAGUGGUUGGUGCACCCGGAGAAACGUGGCAAGGUCUCUUGGCAGCUUUACAUCUUCAGCAUAUGAAUGCCGUCAAUACUUCACAGAAGUUGACUGCAUGAUUUGUCCAAUGCGAUCUUCAAAUUUACUUCAUUUUUGUUCAGGCUCUAUAUUAAACAUACGCAACUUGAGUGUAGCAUAGUUGGCUGGAGUUUUCCACUUUGACAAAUGUCCAGCUUAAGCAUAGUUUUGAAGACUUCAUUGUUUUUCUUUUUGUUUUCGUUUUCUCUUUUCUUUUUCCCCCAUUUUUGUUUGGAAAGUGCAAUGCAUUUUUGGUGAUGCUUUGUUUGUAAUCUUGUUCCAGCAAGAAGCUGAAUGGUGGAGAAGGAUAUUGGCGAUUUUGAGCAUUAUAUGAAGUUAGCCUAUUAUUUUAUG
Molecule: messenger RNA, 1042 nt
Organism: Camellia sinensis
Lineage: Eukaryota; Viridiplantae; Streptophyta; Magnoliopsida; Ericales; Theaceae
Source: RefSeq, a predicted model, not a curated record